UCGUUAAUCGGGCCCAUCUGGCCCAUGACCUUAACUGACAGAUGCCAAAAUAGCAAAUAUCUCAGAAAGCAAGAAGUAACAUUUACAUAUAUCUCAAUAUUUCUUAAAAUUGAAUGACGAGUGAUAGUGACAAUUUAAAUUCUAGAUAUAAUAAUGAGCGAAUUUGUUACAAUACAAGUUGGCCAAUGUGGAAAUCAAAUAGGAUCAGCUUUUUGGCCUUUGGCUUUGCACGAAUAUGGUAUCCAAACUAAAACUGGGGGUGUACAUUUGCUCAAAGUGCAAAGAAAUCACAUCAAACACAUCAGCGAUCUGUCUGAUGCUUUUCACAGUUUCUUUCAAAUUCCAGACAAAGCAAAAAACUUACACUUUCAAAAUGUGGCUGAUCUAAACAAGAGUAAAGUUAAAGCUAGAGCUGUUCUUGUAGAUAUGGAAGACAGUGUAGUAUCUAGAUUCAAGCAAGGUCCACUGAGACAAUUAUUUGAUCAAACAUGUAUUGUUACAAAUUAUCCAGGAUCUGGGAACAAUUGGGCAAUAGGAUAUCAUGAUCAUGGUAAAGAAUAUCAUGAUCGUAUAGAAGAGAGUAUAAGACGUGUAGUUGAACGAUGUGAUCGACUUCAUGGAUUUUUGUUAAUGCAUUCUUUGGGAGGUGGCACUGGAUCUGGAUUAGGCACGGCUAUCUUGAAAUUAUUAAAAGAUAAUUAUCCUCAUGUAGAGAGGUGUGCCUUGUAUGAACAUCAAAUUGUGUCAUGUGUGUAUCCAGCAAAUAUGCAAGAUACUAUAACUGCACCUUAUAACACUUUGCUUGCAACUCAGGAACUUAUAGAACACGCUACUUGUGUGUUUCCUGUAGAAAAUAAAGCUCUCUUAGAUAUAUGUAAUGCUCAGUUGAAUAAACGAGAGAAUAUAAGCCAAGUGAAUUACAAUGUUUCAUGUAAGGCAUUUCAGGAUAUGAACAGUAUUAUAGUCAACAUGCUCUUACAUCUAACCAGUGGAUCCAGAUUUCCAGGAAGUUUAAAUAUGGAUAUGAAUGAAGUAGCUGCGAAUCUAGUCCCUUAUCCGAAAUUACAUUAUAUAUUCAGUAGUAUCAGUCCCAUAACUUUAUCCGCCCCAAAUAUAUGCACCAUGCGAGAAACGAAAUUGCAGGAUGAAUUAUUUACCAGUGCAUGGUCGCGAAAUAAUCAAUUAAUUAAAUUAGAUCCUCUACAGUCUACCUCUGUCAUUCUUGCGGCUGCACAUAUUGCAAGAGGCAAUACUACAUUAACUGAUAUGAAGCGAAAUAUUGAAAGAUUUCAGAAAAAAUCGAAGUUUACUUCGUGGAGCAGAGACUGUAUGAAAAUAGGAUUGUGUUCUGUUCCUCCAGCAGGACAUUCUUCAUCAUUACUGUGCCUUCUUAAUUCAUCUACCAUGUCUUCAUUAUUCAAAGAUGUAGUUCAAGAGUUUUCUAAAUUGUACAGAAAGAAGGCACAUGUUCAUCACUAUACGAAAGUAUGCGGAUUUGAAGAAACACACUUCAUUGAGAGCAAAGAAAAUAUUUUCAAUUUAUGUGAAUGUUACACAGAAGUGCAGAACAUGGAAGAGUCAAAUAUCUCCAGAUUACAAAUAAUUUAACGAGUUUGUCAAUUUCUAAAAAACAAAUGUAUUUUAAAUCAGCUGCAUGCAUUGCAUAUAUA
Molecule: messenger RNA, 1670 nt
Organism: Pseudomyrmex gracilis
Lineage: Eukaryota; Metazoa; Arthropoda; Insecta; Hymenoptera; Formicidae
Product: tubulin epsilon chain-like
Exons: 9
Coding region: 154-1608 (484 amino acids)
Biological process (GO): microtubule cytoskeleton organization; mitotic cell cycle
Cellular component (GO): cytoplasm; microtubule
Molecular function (GO): structural constituent of cytoskeleton; GTP binding
Source: RefSeq, a predicted model, not a curated record